AAAUCUAAAAACUAGCGCGGCAAGUUCGAAUCGUCGUUCCAACUUCCGGAAGUUUUUUUGACGUUUCGAAUCCUGCAAAAAGCGAGUUUUCAGCCAUGCCCGCCGCAGUCAUGGUUCCAAUGAUACCCGAGGAAGAAAACCAGGUAGAGACGGACAAAUGCGACCUGGAGACACUACUGCAAAGGUUGAAAUGUGGUAAAAGUGGAGACUCAGAACUUUUCAAGGAGGAGUUUCGGAUCCAGCUGCUGCCGCAAUCCCAGCAUCCUCUCUGCAACAUGGUGGACAGAAAGGCGCAGAAUGACUCCAUCUAUCUGCUGCAGAGGGAACUGCAGGUUCCACUAGAACAGUUGACCAGUGAGAGUCUGGAUGGAGUGCUGGAUGUAGACAGCCUUGCAGGGAGGGUAGAGACAGACGGGGAAGACAGCACAAGAGAUGACAGCAUGGAGGACACACCAAAGAUAGUGGCAGAGCUGCAUCCUGUGUCUGUCAAAGAGGCCAGGUACUUCCUAUCCCUGUACGCCAUGGCCCACAACCCAGCAGUUGCCGACGCCCAGCCUGCAGUUUUCCCACUGUGGGUGAAGGUAGAAGUGCUAUCCAGCAGGGAAAGGGUCUGCUACAUGGGCAGUGAACUGCACACCAACAGGAGGGGACAAGUGACUGGGAUGUCAACUUAUACUGUCACUGCAAAAGGACCUUUCCCCACUCCAGCCAACCUUCCCACACUGGAAGCACUACAGAAGAAACACCGGGCUACGGUCUUUCCUCCCAACAACAAUGUCGUCAACCGAGGCUUCGUGCAGUACGACGUAUUCGGCACGGGUUCCCAGGAUGCCGCGGGAGAGCGCCAGACCAGCGUUCUGAUCGAAUGUGGCUGGAAAGACGUGACCUCUGUCCUUCAGCUGCCGCCCUACAACUCCGACACUGUCAUGCACAUCCGGGCAGUACCAGGCGACAUGAAGAGCGCCGCCUACAGUAUCUACAGGGAACUGCAGACCCUGACUGGUUUUGUGGAAGGGUUACAGACAGGAGAAGUUUUGUGGUGUCAGGAAGAGAAUGCCGUUCCUCUUACUACAACUGUCAGGAGCUUUAUAGAAGAGUUCACAGACCUGCAUGUGAAGAAACCAGCCCUGCAGAAAGUACAGAAUGAGUCUGACAUCAACUCCCCGAUGCACUCCAUGCUGCUGCCUCCUAGGAAGGACCUGGACUUCACCGAGGCACUUUGGGAAAAACUCUUGGGCUGCAGUGGAUACCAGGAGUUGGUGGACUGUUUACAGCUGGUGUUGGCAGCUCUGCAACAGGGAAAGAUUCAGCCUAUGGUUCACCGUAGUAACCAGAGCGAGCUGGCGUGCCUGGUGCGUGAGUCGUUCAAGGGCACGAUGCGUCCUCCCGACCUUGACGGUUCCCUGCCUGUCCGACUCCUCGCAGAGAUUGGCAUAGAGAAGAUGAAGAGGGACUACACUCACUUCUUCAUUGCUGAGGAACUAACGACCUUGAGCCAGCUGUCGGCCUACUUGAAGACAGACGCAAGUCUUGAAGACAACCUUGCCUUACUGCACAAGCUUCACGUGAUCUUAGAGAUGGUGGCAGCCUGUAAGGCUUUCCUCAACCUCCCUCACGAAAACCUGAGGACACUGUUAGGAAUGGCCCUCCAGCACUAUGGUAACCAUCAUCAUGACGACGGCCACACCUUCCGGCUGCCCCUCAGUGCAGGAGCCUGCAUCAAGAAAGUCUACGAGAGAAGCCAGGCCGCGGUGUGGCGGUUAGAGCAGACUUCAGGAGGGAAGGAUGACCAGGUGACCUCGGUGUGUCAGAUCAGCACUCGACCUCCGUAUGAACAUGCCGUGUGCGCUCUGGAAGACAUGACCUUAGGUGACCCCGCGGCAGACACCCAGCCUUACUACCUCACCACAGUUCAGCAGAGCAGGGUCCACUUCACCUGAACACCCCCGGAAACAGAGUGGAACAUGCCCAUCUCGUGCCUAAGUUCAUGAUGUAAUUGGACCGUACUAUUAUCAUAAGAGGGGUUAUGCCCAUACAUUUUUUAAAGUGUUUCCAGAGUACAGAUUUUGAAUCAUGAAAACUAGAUGGGAUCUUUAAGUCUAGAAAUGGCCAUCCAAGACAAAUUCUUUUUGCCUUUCAAAAAAUCACAAAUUUUGGGAUGGAAUAUACAUCUAUAACAUUAUUACUACCAAGCUAAUGUAUAUAUUAUAUGUAUUAUCAUAUGCAGAUUAGAACUUUGUAUGCUCAUGAAUUAGAUGAUAAUGACUUUUGGAAGAAACCGAUAAAUGUUAUAUGACAUCCGAUAAGUAUGAUAACCAAUAAAUGUUAUAUUACAUCCGUAUUUAUCAAUUUUUUGUAAACCUGUAACACAAUAAAAAUGCCUUGCUUCUCUCUAUAUUGGAACUACAUGUAUUGACCAGCUAAGCUGUUUGUUAGAAUUCAAUUAUUGUAUAUGU
Messenger RNA from Branchiostoma belcheri (Belcher's lancelet), 2456 nucleotides. RefSeq names its product protein zwilch homolog. Gene Ontology annotation, cellular component: RZZ complex. The coding region runs from base 96 to 1940 and encodes 614 amino acids. Gene Ontology annotation, biological process: protein localization to kinetochore; mitotic spindle assembly checkpoint signaling. The record is from RefSeq and is a predicted model, not a curated record. NCBI's taxonomy places the organism in Eukaryota, Metazoa, Chordata, Leptocardii, Amphioxiformes, Branchiostomatidae. The transcript has 16 exons.